GUUUUGUUCUUUUAUUCUGUCUUGUCCGGAUACCAAAUGCAUCAUCACAUCAUGAAUGAAUAGUGAAAAACUAGCCAAAUAAUAACAACCAUCAUCUACAGAAAACUUCAUGGACUAAAAAUUUAAAUUUGAAAACUUAAGGGCCCAAAUUAUCGUCUACAGAAAACUUCAGGGACCUUUUUGCAAUGUUAAUAUAAAAAAAGCAACGGAAUCACCACCACCAUCAUGAUCUUAAAKCAAUCCUAUCCGUCCAUACCAAUGACUCCUUCUACAAUCCAACGGUCACGAUUGAAUUCCUAAAUACUACUUUCUCAACACAGAUCUCAUCUUCUCUUCCCUCUCUUAAAACUCUGCAACUCACGGCCACCAUCGCAAAUCUCCCUCCCUAACUCCUUCCUUYCCACUUCACUUCACACUCUGAAAGCCUAAACACUCUAUUCUAUGCGUUCGCUCUGAAACCCUAAACACUGUUCCUUGUGGGUUUUAGGGGUUUAAUAAAACUCGAUUAAUUUCUUCGGUAGUAAUGGCGAAUUCUUACUCUUCUUCGGUUACUGCAUCUCAGGUGGGUUCGUACUUUGUUCAGCAAUAUUAUCAGGUGCUUCAACAACAACCUGAAUUUGUUCAUCAAUUUUACGCCGAUUCCAGUACCAUGGUUCGAGUUGAUGGCGAAUCCACUGAGACUGCCUCGGCUAUAUUCCAAAUUCAUACACUUAUUCAAUCAUUACAUUUUAGUGGGAUUGAGAUCAAGACUAUAAAUUCUCUUGAAUCAUGGAGUCAAGGCAUUGUUGUGGUGGUAUCUGGUUCUGUCAAGUCCAAGUUCUUUACUGGAUGGCGGAAGUUUGUUCAGACAUUUUUCCUUGCUCCCCAGGAGAAGGGUUACUUUGUCAUGAAUGAUAUCUUUCACUUUGUAAGCGAGGAGGUUAUACAUCAUCAUCCACCACCUGGGGCCCUUGAGAGCAAAGUCGAUUCUCAACCAAUUAGUUCAACUCCUUCUGAGUUACUCGUUUCCGAAGAUGCAUUGGAGGUUGAAGCCCAAGAAAAUCUUAAUUCGAUACACUUAGAAGGAAAUGAUGAAGACGAUUACUACAAUUCCCAAGAAAAUCAGCAUCUGCAGCAGGAAGAAUAUGAUAGCGAAGCCCAUGAGGAAGAACCACCGGUAGAAGAACCUGCAUCUCUGGUUCAGAAUACGGUGGAAUACGUACAAGAACCAAUCCAUCGGAAUACAGUCGAUGUUCAAGAGCCUCUGCAACAAAAUGCAGUAGAAUACGUUCAAGAACCAGUUUCUGCUGUGGAAGAGCCUGUUACCGAGCCUGUGAAGUUCACAUAUGCUUCUAUUUUGCGAGCUAAAGGGAAAUCUUCGCCAUCGGUUCCUGCUCAGCCACCUCUUAGUAAGAGUGUCACACCUGCUCCGGAAUGGCAUCAUACCCCUGAACCAGUUGCUCAGCUGCCGCCUACUUAUGUGCCUGAAUCUACUGCUCAGGUGGCACCGGAAGCUUUUGCUAGUGAAGAAGGUGAUUCAAAGUCUGUUUAUGUGAGGAACUUGCCAACUACUGUUACCAGUCUUGAAAUUUUCCARGAGUUCAAGAAUUUUGGUAAAAUCAAGCAGGAUGGUGUGUUCUUGAAGAAUCGCAAGGAUGUUGGUGUUUGCUUUGCCUUUGUUGAGUUUGAGGAUGUAGAGGGUGUUCAGAAGGCAAUUGAGGCGUCUCCGAUACAGUUAGCCGGACGUCAAGUCUACAUUGAAGAAAGGAGAGCAAACAGCAGCGGUGGUUCUCGUGGGGGAAGAGGAGGAAGAGGCAGUGGUGGAAGAGGGCGGAGUGAUGCAUCAAGAGGGCGUUACGGUGGCAGUUCUUACGCCAGAGGCAACGGCAUUCGUAACAUCUAAUCUCAGUUCUCGGAGGGUCGGUGUUAUUUUUUUCGCGAUAAGUGAUUUUGGUUUGGUUUUCUAAAUGGAUGUUUGCGUUAAUCUAAUCUUAUUUAGCAUGUUUUGAUGCGUGUUAGAGAAUUGUUGUUCGGUUAUUUAUAUCGUGCAAGCGAUAUACAUCAUCUUAUGAUUCUUCUUUAUCAUUCAUUCAAUCUAUAUAAGAGAAUGCAUCUUCUUGUUC
Molecule: messenger RNA, 2102 nt
Organism: Cynara cardunculus var. scolymus (artichoke)
Lineage: Eukaryota; Viridiplantae; Streptophyta; Magnoliopsida; Asterales; Asteraceae
Product: putative G3BP-like protein
Exons: 9
Coding region: 524-1882 (452 amino acids)
Cellular component (GO): cytosol; ribonucleoprotein complex
Molecular function (GO): mRNA binding
Source: RefSeq, a predicted model, not a curated record